Lodderomyces beijingensis is the source of this 1419-nucleotide messenger RNA. The record is from the annotation of a GenBank genome assembly. Lineage: Eukaryota; Fungi; Ascomycota; Pichiomycetes; Serinales; Debaryomycetaceae.
AUGGUUGAAAACAACCAGCUGCAUUUCCUGGAACCACCAGCUUCGGAUUCGGUUCUAGUUUCAGUUUCAGCUUCAGCCUCAAGUUCAGCUUCACGUCUAGGCAUGGCAGAGGCGGUCUCGGUACCUACGAGUGUAACGGAUACAUUCACUGUCGAUAAGGUGACAGAAGACCACAUACCGCUAUAUCACCCCAAUCAAACAUCAACAGUCAAUGUCUCCUACCAUUACAACCCCGAGGUGAGUCGAUAUCAUUACGGGGCCCUACAUCCCAUGAAGCCGUUCCGGUUGAUGCUCACAGACCACUUGGUCAUCCUGUACAAACUAUACGAGAAAAUGGACCUAUAUACGCCGCGCAAGGCUACAAAAGAAGAGCUCCUCCAGUUCCACUCGGAAGACUAUAUCGAUUUUCUUCAGUCGAUUACCCCGGAAACAUGCAAAAGCUUGGGCGAUGAGGCCCUCGCCAAGUUCAACAUUGGUGACGAUUGUCCCAUAUUUGACGGGAUGUAUGACUACCUGGCGAUAUACGCCGGUGCGUCCUUGGACGCCACGCGCAAGUUGAUUAGUGGCAUGUCGGAUAUCGCGAUAAAUUGGUCUGGUGGGCUACAUCACGCAAAGAAGUUUGAGCCGCUGGGGUUCUGCUAUGUCAACGAUAUCGUGUUGAGUAUCAUCAAUCUAUUGCGGGUGCAUCCUCGCGUGAUGUACAUCGAUAUCGAUCUACAUCAUGGCGACGGUGUGCAAGAAGCGUUUUACACUACUGACCGGGUGAUGACGGUGAGUUUCCACAAGUAUAACGGCGAGUUUUUCCCCGGGACGGGCUCCGUCGAUGAAGUUGGCAUUGGCAAGGGCCAGAACUUUGCAAUCAACGUGCCCUUGCGAGACGGCAUCGACGACGAGAGCUAUGUGCGGUUGUUCAAGCUGGUUAUGGAGCCCUUGAUCACCAAGUUUCAGCCAACGUGUAUUGUGCAGCAGUGUGGAGCCGACUCCUUGGGGUACGACCGCUUGGGCUGUUUCAACUUGAACAUCCAGGCGCAUGGCGAAUGUGUCAAUUUCAUCAAGAGCUUUGGCAUACCGAUGCUUGUCUUGGGCGGGGGCGGCUACACGCCAAGAAACGUGAGCCGGUUAUGGUGCUACGAGACCUCGGUGUUGAACGACGUGACGCUCGACCACAAGAUUCCAAACUACUUGCCCACCUAUGAGUGGUUUGGCCCCGAUUACUCGUUGCACCCGCAGUUGGAAGGAAGGAUCGAUAACAAAAACAGCCGAAAGUACCUCGACAGUGUGAAGCAAGAGAUUAUGGAGCAGAUCCGCUAUUUAAACCAUGCCCCUUCGGUGCAAAUGUACGAAAUACCCCCCGAUAUCACGGGACUCACGGAAGAAGAAGACAAGAUCAUCAAGGAGUUGAACGAAGAGAACGAAUGA